GUGGGUUAAAGACAGCAACUACAUGAAAAUGAAAGUACUGUAGUGUUAGCACAAGUGUCAAGAGAUUUUAUAACAAAUAAAGAUUGCUCGGGCUUCUCAACGUUUUAUGUGAGUACACCACAUUAUGGAGGCAGUCUUGAGCAGGCUGCAGACCCUCACCCCCGAUGAGCUACGGGAGGAGAUCUUACGGGCCGGAUUGAACUGUGGGCCCAUAACAGCAAGCACUAGGAGCGUCUUUGAAAAGAAACUAGCCCGGACCCUUGUGGGGGACCAGACAGGAGGCUGCAGUAGAUCGGAGGUGGACAGUGGCAGUACAGAUGGAGCUCCAGCAGACAACUCUGAGGUGAUCAAGUCGGACAAAGAGAACGCAAGUCCCUCAGUACAGAAUUCGGAGGAUACAAGCCAACUUGCUUUACCCGAUUCUCCAUCCGUAUUUUACGGAGUUUUUUCACCUUUAGAUCAUCCAUCGUGUAAUGAUGGGUCCCUGCAUGUUUAUGCUGAUCAGCAGAAAGCAGUGAAGGCAGCGAUGAAGAUGAAAGGAGCGAGAUUCAAGGCUUUCCUCAGUCGAGAUGAAGCUGAGAACUUUGCUAAGAGGUUACAUGAUGGCAGCGUGUCACCUAACAAACCAUCAGCAGAUGAACUUCACACGUCGUCUCCAGAUAAAUCAGCAAAUCUGGAAACGGCAAAUAUGGAGAAACCUAAUGAGUUCAACAGUAUUCGCACACAAGAUCUGACUGCCAAACUGAGGAAGGCUGUGGAGAACGGAGACGAAGAGGCCUUUAAAGAGCUUGUGUGGAGUAAUCCAAGAUACCUCAUCGGAUCUGGAGACAACCCAACCAUUGUUCAGGAAGGAUGCAGGUACAAUGUCCUUCAUAUAGCAGCGAAAGAAAACCAAGCAGGGAUGGCCGCCCUCAUAUUGGAAACCUUACAGAGUUUGGAGUUUAUGCGUCUCAUGUAUCCAGAUGAUCAGGAAGACAUACUGUUGUCACGAAUGAGCUACAUUGUUGAUCUGUACCUAAACACACCUGAUAAACUGAACAAUGAGACGCCACUUCACUUUGCCUGCAAGUUUGGUUGUCCAGAGGUUGUGGACGUGCUUUGCUCACAUCCAGCCAUCGAUAAGAACCGCACCAACAAAUAUGGACAGAUUCCAUCUACUAUGAUAUGUGACAGAAAAAACAAAAAUAAGAACACUAAGGAUAAGAUUCAGGAAUAUUUAGAGGAUCGUUUUUUCGUGCCCUUACUGAGAGCCACAGAUAACACACUGAACCCAGUUAUUGGUCUGCCCUGGGCACCUGGCUCCUCUAAAUGUGCCAACCUGUUACUAAGUCCUGGUUCAGCAGAGGAUCCCAAAAACCCACUGAUGACCAUAAGGGCGUUUGUAGGGCCUCUGAAUUCAUUAAAGGCUAAGGAAUUUUACAAGCUGUGGAAAACACCACCUCGUAGUCGAGCCAAAUACUUUCAUCACAUUCUGAAGUCAGAUCCUGAUCGAGGAGCAGAGAGAGUUGGAAGGGAAUUAACACAUGAGAUGGGCUACCACUGGGCAGAAUACUGGGACUUUUUAAACUGCUUUACUGAUCUCUCACUGGAGGACGGCUUGAACAUGUUGGAGGAGUAUCUGAACGAGGUUAUCCAGCAGAAGAAUGCUGCAGGGAAAAGCUGGCCACAUUUAGAAAGUGCUGCUUCAAUCGCGGCACAUAAAAACAGAACUAGAUCUGGAACAUUCCUAGAUGACUGCCUACACAGUCCAUCUGAAGUCCAAAGCGAAGUAAGGAGUAAAGAAAACGGCUCACAAUUCAUCGUCAGUCAGUCUCCUGUAUGUGACCUCAUGAACGAAUUUGAGAGGGUUAGUUUCACACCGGCAGAAAACAUGGCAGACUCUGGGCUAGGUGGCAUGGCUUUAUCUGGUUCUGAAGGAGGCGCUGGAUUUGAUGGAAGAGCCUGGGAAUGCACACAGAACGAGAAGGAUGAGUCCAGCUCAGACGAGUUCUACACAGCAGACGAGGACAGUAAUGACCCCUGGCAGGUAGAUGGACGCAGAGAGCGAUGUAAUACACCACGGGGUUGUGGGUUGAGAGGUCGGACCAGCUCAGUGUCUUCCUGUUCCUCCUACAAGUCCACACACAGCGCACCUGAGGAUACGGAGGAGAUCUGCACAGAUGUUUUUCUAGCAGGUGAUUCCCCCAGUAAGCUGGACAGUGAGGUUUUGUUAGCAGUGAGUGGAAUUGACAUUGACCAGCAGCGCUACCCCAGCAUAACCAAAUGGAGGGACACUGUUUUAUCUUAUCCUGAAUCCCAAAGGAACAGAUGGCCGAACAUUACAGUGAGGAACAGACAUGCUGAGAAUCAGACGUCCACACCCCGGAGACUCACACACAGCUGGUUAACGGGUUCGCCCAGUUUCCUCAACCUGAAGAGGUUCUUUCCUGCAUAGUACAACAGCUUACUCUCAAACCCUGCACACACCUAAACAUUCAGCCUGUUUUGCACGUUCUUAUUAAAGGUUAAGAAAGUAGAAUUUUAAAAGGGAGCAUCUUUGAGAUGUUUGAUGAAACUCAGGCCCCUUCCUUCAGUGUUUCUUCAAAAAUCACCCCCCCAAACAUGCAUUGAUGCAGUUUAACAUGACUGACAGGCAAGUGAAAUGCCUCCUUGUGCUGAAUGGUUACAAUUUGUCUGGUAUCUCUUUUUGUUUACAGAACCUGUAUAUUGUACAGGGUUUAAAAGGUCACCAAAGAUAUACAGUGGAUUCACAAAGUUCUCAGAACCCUUGACCUUUUGCAUACUGUGUGUUGUGGAUUUCAUUCUGAAUAAAUAUAAUUGCCAUUUUUACCUAUCAUAGCAUGAUACUACCACCACCAUGUUUCACAGCAUGGGUGGUAUUAGAGUGUUGAUCUACAGUGCCUGUUUUUUUCACUGACAUAGUGCUUGCUCUUCUGCCCAAUGAUAAUUUUUGUCCUGUCUGACCAAAGAAUCCUUCUCCUCAUGUUAUCAGAUAUGCAGUUUAGCCACUCUACCAUAAAGGCCUGGUUUAUGAAGUAGCACAAAGAUAUUUGUCCAUCCAAAAAGUUCUCCCAUUUUUGCACAGGACUUUCUGAGCUCUAUUCGAGUGACCACUGGGUUAUUUUCCAGCUCUAGGAAUGCUCAUAGUUGUGCCAAUCUUCUUUCCACUUUGAAAUUGUUGCAGCCACUCAAAGCCUUAGAUAUUGUAUGUGACAAACCCUGAUUCAUGCCUCGUCACAGUUUGAUCUCAGAGUUCCACAGAUGCUUUCUUGGACUUCAUGGCUUGGUUUUAACCUGACAAUGCAGUGUAAAUUGUGGGCCCUUCUAGACCCCAGUGUGUGCCUUUCCAGAUGCUGUUCUUCCCUCUAUACACAUCUCAAGAAUAAUGAAAUUAAACAAGAUGCACCCAACCAGCAAACGAAGUCUGAAUACUUUUAAAUAGGAGAAUUUAUAUAUUUUGAAUUAACUUUUGGAAAACUUUAAAAUCUUGCUCUCACUUUAUCAUUCUAGGUAAUUAAGUUAGGGGUAAAAUGGCAGUGGCAACCACAGAAUCCACUGUAUAAUGUUUUUUGAAAUUUAUUUUAAAUAAAACUUCAUUAAUGACGUUUA
Trichomycterus rosablanca is the source of this 3609-nucleotide messenger RNA. Its product is annotated as ankyrin repeat and LEM domain-containing protein 2. Gene Ontology annotation, molecular function: protein phosphatase 2A binding. Gene Ontology annotation, cellular component: endoplasmic reticulum. Lineage: Eukaryota; Metazoa; Chordata; Actinopteri; Siluriformes; Trichomycteridae. The coding region runs from base 125 to 2434 and encodes 769 amino acids. Gene Ontology annotation, biological process: negative regulation of phosphorylation. The transcript has 13 exons. The record is from RefSeq and is a predicted model, not a curated record.